UUAGGAGGGGGGAUCUGUUUUUUUUUCUCUAGAAGCUUCUUCCCGUUGCUGGCUUCGUGAUUUCCCCAUUGACUGAGCCGUCAGGAUGAUGGGCCGCCCGGUACUCGUCUUGAGUCAGAACACCAAGCGGGAGUCUGGCAGGAAGGUGCAGACCGGAAACAUCAAUGCCGCUAAGACCAUCGCGGACAUCAUCCGGACAUGCCUGGGGCCGCGCGCCAUGAUGAAGAUGCUGCUGGAUCCCAUGGGUGGGAUUGUGAUGACCAACGAUGGAAAUGCCAUUCUCAGAGAGAUCCAGGUUCAGCACCCGGCUGCUAAAUCUAUGAUUGAAAUCAGUCGCACACAAGACGAGGAGGUGGGAGACGGGACCACUUCCGUCAUCAUUCUGGCUGGAGAGAUGUUGGCUGUGGCUGAGCAGUUCCUGGAGCAGCAGAUGCACCCGACCGUGGUGAUCAGCGCAUAUCGCAAGGCCCUGGAUGACAUGGUCAGCAGCCUGAAGGAGAUCAGCACUCCUGUAGACACGAACGAUCGGGAGGCAAUGCUGAAGAUAAUUAACAGCGCCGUCAACACCAAGGCCAUUAAGCUCUGGGCGGACCUGGCCUGUAACAUCGCUCUGGAUGCCGUGAAGACAGUAGCCUUUGAAGAAAAUGGCAGGAAGGAGUUUGACAUCAAGAGAUACGCUAAGGUGGAGAAGAUUCCCGGCGGUAUAAUAGAAGACUCUUGUGUGUUGCGUGGUGUCAUGGUGAACAAAGACGUCACCCACCCCAAGAUGAGGCGAAACAUCAAGAACCCGCGUAUCAUCCUGCUGGACUGCUCCCUGGAGUACAAGAAAGGAGAGAGCCAGACAGAGAUUGAGAUAACCCGCGAGGAGGACUUUACUCGUAUCCUUCAGAUGGAAGAGGAAUAUAUCCAGCAGAUCUGUGAGGACAUCAUCCGACUGAAGCCGGAUCUGUUGAUCACAGAGAAGGGAAUCUCCGAUCUCGCUCAGCAUUACCUGGUUAAGGCCAACAUCACCGCCAUCCGCAGAGUCCGCAAGACUGACAACAACAGAAUAGCCAGGGCCUGUGGCGCUCGCAUCGCCAGUCGCACAGACGAGCUCCGGGAGGAGGAUGUGGGCACUGGCGCAGGACUGUUCGACAUCAAGAAGAUCGGCGAUGAGUAUUUUACCUAUAUCACCGAGUGCAAGGACCCCAAAGCCUGCACCAUUGUUCUGCGCGGGGCCAGCAAAGAGAUCCUAGCAGAGGUGGAGCGCAACCUACAGGACGCCAUGCAAGUCUGCCGCAACGUGAUGGUCGACCCAUAUCUGGUGCCAGGUGGAGGGGCAGCCGAGAUGGCAGUAGCUCACGUCCUCACUGAGAAGUCAAAGGUCAUGACCGGCGUGGAGCAGUGGCCGUACCGCGCAGUGGCCCACGCUCUGGAGGCCAUUCCAAGGACGCUGAUCCAGAACUGCGGAGCCAGCACAAUCCGGGUGUUAACCUCCCUGAGAGCGAAACACACUCAGGACGGCUGCCAGACCUGGGGCGUGGAUGGGGAGGCCGGAGUGCUGGCUGAUAUGAAGGAUCUGGGGAUUUGGGAGCCUCUAGCUGUGAAGCUGCAAACCUAUAAAACGGCUGUAGAGACCGCCAUCUUGCUGCUCCGUAUUGAUGACAUAGUGUCAGGCCACAAGAGGAAGGGUGACGAUCAGGGGAGACCCGCAGCACCUGAGGCCCCCCAGGAGUGAACAUGAUGGGAGGAGCAUCACACCACAUGGCUUGCAGAUCCCUCUGGGAAAUUAUCCAGCACUUCAGGAGAUGUCCCAGUGGGGGUUAGGCCUUCAGCCUGUUCCCUGUAUACGAUGGCCUGUACUGUAUUUAUUUCUGUGAGGAUUGGGGCAAGAGUCGGGGGAGGGGGAAGUGUGUUUUAUGCUGUUGCACUCUCAACUCCCGAAAAUAAAACUGUAAUUUGGCA
Molecule: messenger RNA, 1944 nt
Organism: Pseudophryne corroboree (corroboree frog)
Lineage: Eukaryota; Metazoa; Chordata; Amphibia; Anura; Myobatrachidae
Gene: CCT3
Product: chaperonin containing TCP1 subunit 3
Exons: 14
Coding region: 86-1717 (543 amino acids)
Biological process (GO): protein folding
Cellular component (GO): chaperonin-containing T-complex
Molecular function (GO): ATP hydrolysis activity; ATP binding; ATP-dependent protein folding chaperone
Source: RefSeq, a predicted model, not a curated record